UCCGCUGCCGACUGCUAACAAGCGUUAGCUUUCAAACAGUGGAGGUGCCCAUCACAGCGGCUAGCCUCGCUGUUAGCUAAUUCAAGCUCGUCAGCAUGCCUUUGCUAACUAAUUAAGCUCGCUAGCAUAAAUUACACCAGGAGUAAAACCCAGCGAAACACAGAGCGAACCAACAGCUUUACUCAUUCACACUUCUGUCCACGUGUAACUCGUAACUUCGCUAACGCGGUGAGGGGUUUGGACGCCCACUGUUGCCUCACCACUGUCACUUCCAAGUUAGCAAGGUUAGAAGUAAGUUAUGGACGUUUACAUUGGUAAUCAUUAGCUCCUCUUUAGCUUCCCCUGUGCCUGUCCGAGCUCAGCUUUAUUUAACAGAACUGAACCAGUUGUCCCCACUUUGUUACUGGUGUGGAGUUAGGUGAAGGUCAUGGAGGUGGUGUGGCAGUAACGCAUGUCUUUAUGGCGUUGAAUUCAAAUCCAGUCUUACUACCACAGCGAGGCUGCCCCUCAUAAAAGGUUAACUUUAACUUUUUGCUAUGUUGCCUCACUCCCGAGUGUAGUUGCGAAACGCAGCGACCACUCUAUGAUGCACAGAUGACUCAUUAACUAAAUACAACUCUUUAUUUAUCUUUAUUUAUAUUCACAGGAAUACAUUACUAAAUCACCAUUCGAUUAGAAUUACCUUGACUGAGACAAAGGUUGUUUUUACGGGAUUCAGCUUCAGGAUAUAAAAUGAACAACAAUCCAAUAUAUAAAAUGUUCAGUGAAGUGUUUGGGAUUAUUCUUUGCAUUUAAUGCCGCACACUGUAGAGCCAAAACAAUUGAUUAUAGAUUAAUAACUGAUUUCAAAGAAAAUGAAUCUGCAGCUGUCUCUAAGGCAACAAGUCAUCACCUUUGGUUGUUGGAAUUCAUGAUGAGAAUUGUCAUCGUUUUUUGACAUGUUAAUUGUUAAGAAUCAACUUGGCAGCUGCAGCCUCAACACCCGGUAAAUAAAACAUGGUUUAGAUAUAUCGCCAAGGACCUCUGUCUUCUUUCUUCAUGCUAUGUAGUUCCUAAAUACUGAAAACAAUGAUCACAACCAUGUUUCUCUGUUACUCACGUUAGUAACAAGAUAGAGAAAAUGUAGUAUUGAGUACAUUUUCCCAAGAAAGUAAAUUAUGCUCCACGUUGACGGUUGAAACGCGCUGUAAAAACAAGUUAAUGAACUGAGUCAAUCCUUCUGACUCCAGCUCUUUGUAUAGCUGGUGUUUGAAAGAACUUGUUCACCAAUGAGUGCCCUCUUGAAUUUCAACACAGUAGAUGAAGUUAAGAAACUCAAAGAAGUGGUUAAAAAUUGGCUUGCGUCUGCAAAGUAAAUCUCUAACUGUAGGGCUGAUUGUGAUCCUUGCCCCUGAAAUCCUCUCUCUUCUGCUGUUUCUAACAAUGUGGUUUUGUGAUAAUUUGGUAUGCGGCUCUACUCGAACAUUAAUCUUGAUGUGACACAGAACACUGCAAACCUCCUGCCUGGAUAAAAAAGUCUUGAUAUCCUUUUUGCUUCAUAGUCUUGACAACUGGCUAAUUUAACUCGUGUUUACCAUUGUUGUUAUUAUUAUUAUUAACUUAUUUGUGCUUUUCCUUGAACAAAUGCAGCUCAAAGUGCUUUACAAAAAAACUGAAGUCCCCUUCACGGGGUACUUCUUAUGAAAAUAGAUAUUUAUUACACAGACAACUGUUGUCAUUUCCUCCUGAGGUUACUCUGCACUUUUCUGCUGUUUGAUCAGUGUGUGUCUGACGUCGAAACAUAACCUGUUUGGAAAUAUCGGUGGAUCUAAACUGAUGAAAGACUAACUCAUGGUUCCUUUUUCCUUUUCAGAGACCCACUCACUGCAUUUGUUUUCAGCCAAAGAUCCUAAACUAAGAGUGUGUGAAUGUAGUAAUGAAUUGAAGUCUCGCAGCAAACUUGACAUGACUUUAGCUGAUCGAUUGUUUUAAAUAAGACUUGAUGCGUUUGUUUUUUAAUCUUUAACAAUCUACUUAGUGUAUCUUUCAGCCUCCCAUACAGACGGAGACAUCGCUCGGACUCUGGGAGUAGCCCAUGCUAAUGCUAGGAGGGGGAGCUUAUCGAUGUUGUGCACAUGUGGAAUCAGCCUCACACAGCGAAGGGUGUGUGUUUGCACUCCAUCGAUUAGUUAACGUCUAUAGAACCACAACUGCCAAAGCUGAAUUAUAAAGAUAGGACACAGAGUGAUGUCAGAGACCAGGAUGCAGAGCCUGCAGCCAGACCCGAACGCACAGUACAGAAGUGUGUAUGGGGCUCUGAAACGGAUCAUUCGGACAGAGGGGGUCUUCAGGCCUCUGAGGGGCCUCAACAUCACCAUGAUGGGAGCGGGGCCGGCCCAUGCACUCUACUUCGCCUGCUACGAGCGGGUCAAACGCUCACUCAGUGACGUCAUUCAGAGUGGAGGCAACAGCCAUUUAGCCAACGGUCUGGCAGGUAGUGUGGCCACUGUGCUCCAUGAUGCAGUCAUGAACCCAGCUGAAGUGGUAAAGCAGCGGAUGCAAAUGUACAACUCUCCAUAUCGGGGACUGUGGGACUGUGUUCAAACAAUAACGCGGACCGAAGGCAUGGGGGCGUUCUACCGCAGCUACAGCAUGCAGCUGACCAUGAACAUCCCCUUCCAGGCCGUUCACUUCAUCAUCUACGAGCUGAUGCAGGAACAGUUAAACCCCCACAGACAUUACCACCCUGGCAGCCACAUAGUGUCGGGGGCAGCGGCGGGAGCCAUUUCUGCGGCGAUAACCACUCCGCUCGACGUUUGUAAAACGCUGCUCAACACGCAAGAGAAUGUAGCGCUGAACUCCAUGAAAAUCAGCGGCCACUUAACAGGCAUGGCCAACACCUUCAGGACAGUGUACCGGCUUGGCGGAAUGGCGGCCUUCUUCAAAGGGGUCCAAGCAAGGAUUAUAUACCAGAUGCCCUCCACCGCCAUCGCCUGGUCCGUGUACGAGUUCUUCAAGUACUUCCUGACGAAGCAGUAGCAGGAACAACAGGCAGGACCCUGCUGUCAUGGAAAAUGUCCUGGAGCAACCCACAGCUAGACCGAUGAAAGAUUUGCCCAACCUGAAGCUGUGUGAGCUCAAUGUAUUGUUUCCACUGUAGAGGAAGUAACAUCAGUUAGUGUCUCACAGGGAAGUCCCUGUGGUGGAGGCUUGGCAGAGAACAACACUUCUUAGUUCCCAUUUACUCACGUCUGUGUGUUUUUGAGUUAGGAUGAUGUUGCACGAGGAGGAGAUGACGAUUCCUAACAGGACAGACCUAGAAACAGAAGAGUGUCUACUUCUUCCUCCUCCACAGUCCCAUCGAACACAACUCUCCAGUCCCUCCUCUCUACAUGUGCUGACCAUAUAAUGAAGUUGUCCCGACUGAUGUUUAUAGUUCUUAAUAUUGGAGCUUUCUUAUUUAUUUUGUUAGCUUUCCGAGGCCUGUAUUUUAAGGAUGUUUGUUUUGUUUCAUGGAGUAUUUAUAAAGAACCAUUACAACACAUUCCUUAUUUCCACUCCACAGUGGAAAGUACAUCAGCGCUUUUAAAGUGCCUCAUAAAUAUUAAAUGCUGUUUUUUUCCCCUUUCUAUCUCAUGCACCUGAUUUUGACAUCUUUCCACAUUUCUUUUUCGUUUGGUCCAAGUCUUAUCAAAAUAAGAUAAGAUUACGAUCUUAUUGUGGCUCUUUGUCACAAAUGGUCAACUUUUCGUCAGCGUAGGCCGUAAUGGUCUGUUAUUUUGUUUGCCUUGUUAAAGUGAAGAACUACAACACUCCAGAAUCACGCACAAUAACCUGUUGCAGAAAGGAGGCAGCUUUUUUAUAUGUAUUCAAACACCAGAAUAUAUAUUUUAGGGUGACUACUUCUGAGAAGCUUCAUUAUGCAGGUCCACGAGGGGAUCAAAUACGGCUGUUACUUGAUCUGGCGGAAAUGUCUCAUGUGCAGUUAUACUGUGAUGUUUAUAUGUAUAAAUAAUGACUUUUCAAGGUUGUAGAUUGUAUAUAUAAUAUUUUUCAGAGUAUAAAUUUAGCUGAAAGUUAAAAUGCACACUUGGUUUGAUCAAAACUUCAAGUGAUUGUUUUUGAUUUCAAGGACUGACCAGUGACGUCAGGCGCUCUUGUUACCAUGAGACCGACCCUCAUCUCAUCAGCUGGUGAGCGGGCAGUGUCAUUUCUUUUAUUUCCACUCGUCCUGUUGAACUUCCACAUUUCCUGUGCGCUCACUGUUCUCCAGCCAAUUGUCUAUUUUUGAUACAGUAGUCAAGACAUUCCACCAGAUAUUGAUGUGAUCCAGCAAGCGGCCAGAUUUAUUUGUUUUUAAUUAUGGAGUUUUUUUUUUUUUUUUUUCUUACUGUGGAAAAGUUCAGAGAGUUUGUCAGAUUCCAGUGGAGCCACGAACCCAUUAGCAACAGAUUCUUCUUGCUUGUCCACGUGGGUUUUUAUUAAUAUACCAAAGACAUGCAUUCUAUUCUACACAUCACAUUUUGAACCUGUAAUCCCGAUGCUGCGUGCCUGCCUGCUGCGAAUUGUCCUUGCACAUCCACCCCCUACACAGCUUCCUCUUCAGUAUCUGUCAGUUCUGUCUUUAUGCUUUUGGAGCUUGUUGGAGGGAAAGAAAAUAUUUUCUACCGUCACAUUUUUCAUUCUCCUCUGACAAGUUUCACUAAUGACUCCAAAAACAGCAAAAGCACUUAACUGUGAAAAAGCAAGGAUCUUAUGAAUAUUUUGGAUAGAUUUCAGUAACUUUGGAAAAUUACAUUGACAGCUAGUUAUUGACAGAUUAUUUCUUUUUGACUAGGCUUUAUGAACUGCUUAUAUUGAUCAAAGUUACACGUGCAAUAUGAAUUUCACAUGAAAGGAUACGAUGUUAAACUUGAAUUAUAAAAGUGGCUUAAUUAGCAUUUAGCUUCAUGAAGCAGUUUUAGUCUCCUCAAAGUAUCUAAUCACAGUAACAGUACAUUUGUCCACAUUGUGUUUUCACACUUGGAUCCACUGACAAACAUCAACUCAUCCAAUAUUAAUCAUGAUCAACAAUGGGACAAUUCAGUCAGAAUAGGUUUGAUUUAUUGCUUUAUGCCUGUAGUCAAUGCUGCGUUAUUUCUUUGAGGUGUCGAUGCAGAAUAGAGAAUCAUUGUUCCCCAACUGUGUGUCCAUGUGCUUUUAACAUGUUAAAUCAGUGUUUCUUAAUGUAUCCUUACAUCUUAAAGAAGAUAAGAGAGCUCAUAUUCUCUGUGGGGAUUUUCAUGAUGUAAAUAUGUAUACGCUAAUUACGCACAAAUGAUAAGAAAUGGGAGCUGGGGGUGGGUUUUUUUCUGCUGAGUUCCAUCUCCAGAGGAGGAGUAUUUAGAAGUUUGACCAUGCAAAUAUGAAAUGAUUGUAAUAAUGCUGCUACAGUAUGUAACACUGGAGCUGAAAUAAACAUGCAACUGAGGAA
Messenger RNA from Pleuronectes platessa (European plaice), 5452 nucleotides. It is a transcript of the gene slc25a37, whose product is annotated as solute carrier family 25 member 37. The transcript has 4 exons. Gene Ontology annotation, molecular function: ferrous iron transmembrane transporter activity. Gene Ontology annotation, biological process: iron import into the mitochondrion. The record is from RefSeq and is a predicted model, not a curated record. NCBI's taxonomy places the organism in Eukaryota, Metazoa, Chordata, Actinopteri, Pleuronectiformes, Pleuronectidae. Gene Ontology annotation, cellular component: mitochondrial membrane. Bases 2227 to 3018 code for a protein of 263 amino acids.